AUGGAAAAAAUUUUAUUGACCAGACUAUCUGAUGAAAUUGCCACGCUUCUUAAACACGAAGAUACAUGCGACAUUGUUAUUGUAGCCGGAACGGGCAUGGAUCAAAUGCAGUUCAAAGGCCACUCGUUGAUAUUAUGCGCUCGAUCGGAAUACUUUGCUGAAGCAAUCAAACAGAGAUUGAAUGUUAAGGAAGAAGGACUGCAAUUGUAUCGUGACUCUUUCAUUGACUUGAGUAAUAUACCAUCGAAUUCAUUUGAACUCAUUUUCAGAUAUCUCUACUCUGGAGUCAUCGACCUAAGUAAACUUACCAUCGACACUAUUUUUACUCUUAUUGACCCUCUUCAUGAAUUGUACUUGCACGAUCUGAUAGACUACAUUCAAGAGUAUCUCAUCACUAAUCAACAUCGAUGGAUUUACACAGAGUUCAUUUCUACUUAUUACAUUCUGUCGGAUAUCAAACAUAUACCAAAGUUCCGUAAAUUCGUUAAUGAAUUGGUAUGCACCUCACCUGAACUACUACUCAGGUCAGAAGAUUCUACUAUUAUUGACGAAGAUUUAUUAACAGAUCUACUGAGAAGAGAUGACAUUAACAUGCCAGCAGCAGAAAUAUGGGACAGAUUACUGGAAUGGGCAAGGGCUAAUCCCAUUAUAUCCGCUGACAUCACCUUGUCACAAGAAAAGACAUUAGCAAACACAUUGAAGGAUUUUUUGCCGCUGGUGCGUUUCUUUCAAAUGUCAAAAAACGAAUUUCUGGAAAAGGUAUUGCCGCUAGAUUCUAUUAUACCACGAGAAUUAUUUCGAGAAUUGGUAUCUUACUACUUAAUAGAUAUCCGUUCAGAUGAUCUUAUAUUACCAGCUACUUGCUACACAGAAAGAAUUGAGGAUGAUUCAUCCACUGUGGUAUCAACUGAAUCAAUCAUAGACUCUGAGUUAAUCGACUGGCAAACUGUCGCAUGGUUUGCUUGUUGUAUACAGCAAUCAGAGACAACACAAAAAUUGGAUGACCUUCUAGAAUGUCCAAGUGAAAUACCUUUCAUAUUUACUCUAUUAAUGCGAGGCAGCGAAGUAUGUGCUACAGCAUCAAAGUUUCAUAAUCUAUGCGAUUAUGAAGGACCAACUAUCACCAUAAUUAAGAUAUUUGGUACAGAUGAAAUCAUUGGGGGCUAUAAUCCCAAUCAUUGGAGUAAGGAUAACAGGAAUCCGAGAACUAGAAAGAGUUUCCUAUUUGCUAUUGGACGAAAUAACUAUGAACAUGUGAUCAGCAGAGUCGUCAAUACUACGUAUGCUGUUCAUUCUUCUCAUGAUCUUGGCCCAUGCUUUGGAUUCAGUGAUCUCCGAAUUGAAGACAAUUUUAUGGAUGGGCAUUAUAGUUAUGCUAGGCAUGAUGAUUACGAAGGUCCAAUACGAGAAAGUACAGAUAGCUUUAGAAUAAAAGAAAUUGAAGUGUUUAGGGUAGAGCAAAAGAGAAAAGAACUACUUACUAUCUAG
Messenger RNA from Paraglomus brasilianum, 1488 nucleotides. Lineage: Eukaryota; Fungi; Glomeromycota; Glomeromycetes; Paraglomerales; Paraglomeraceae. The record is from the annotation of a GenBank genome assembly.